GCUCACCUGUACCAUCACACAACCAACACCUAUCUGUUGUUGCAAGCAGUUCAGAUCCAGUCAGUGGUGCUGAAAUGGCGUCCCAACUGGUCGAGAGCCACCGUGCCGGCGCGGAGGUCGUGAAGGGGGACGAGGCUUGCAAGAAGAGAUCCAUCGAGUUCCUGGAAGAGCUCGGGCUCCCGAAGGGCCUCUUCCCGCUGCAGGACAUGGAGGAGUUUGGGUACAACCGCGAGAGCGGGUUCGCGUGGAUACUCCAGAAGAAGAAGAAAGAGCACACGUUCAAGAAGAUCAAGCAAACUGUCUCCUACGCCACAGAGGUGACCGCCUUCGUCGAAAAGGGAAAGAUCAAGAAGGUCACCGGGAUCAAGACCAAGGAGCUGUUCCUGUGGCUCAGUCUGGUCGAGGUCUAUCUUGACGAGUCCUGUGCUGACAAGGUCACCUUCAAGACUGGUACCGGUCUGUCUGACACCUUCGAUGCGGCGGCGUUAGAGAUCGGAGAAUAGGGAGCAUGGCGAUCGGGCGCCACAUAAAGACUGCUGUAGUCUGUCAGUAUAAUAAAACUAGCCUUGUUGUACCUUUCAGUUUGUAAGCCUUCGGCAAUGAAAUGAAUAAUUGCACUUAUUA
Lolium perenne is the source of this 624-nucleotide messenger RNA. RefSeq lists its product as uncharacterized. NCBI's taxonomy places the organism in Eukaryota, Viridiplantae, Streptophyta, Magnoliopsida, Poales, Poaceae. The record is from RefSeq and is a predicted model, not a curated record.